Messenger RNA from Ahaetulla prasina, 5040 nucleotides. It is a transcript of the gene GSDME, whose product is annotated as gasdermin E. The record is from RefSeq and is a predicted model, not a curated record. The transcript has 10 exons. Bases 190 to 1701 code for a protein of 503 amino acids. NCBI's taxonomy places the organism in Eukaryota, Metazoa, Chordata, Lepidosauria, Squamata, Colubridae. Gene Ontology annotation, biological process: programmed cell death. Gene Ontology annotation, cellular component: cytoplasm.
AGCGAAUCAGGAGAAGGCUCGGCUACAGUCGAGUGGGGAGGCAUCGCAGUGUGGAGCAACAGGCCCUGACAAUAGAGUGUGGACGGGAGCAAUUGUGGACGGGAGCAAUUGCGAAGCCCAAGGUCUUCCGCCGCGGAGUUCUCGUCGGCGCUGGGAAAUUAUUUUUGUUGAAUAUCUCCCAUCCUUAGGAUGUUUGCAAAAGCAACCAAGACUUUUGUGAAGGAGGUGGAUUGUGGAGGAGACUUAAUCUCUGUGUCAUCCCUGAAUAAUUUAGAUAAAUUACAGUUCUUGAACUUAGUCACAAAGAAAAAGAAAACGUGGUGCUGGCAAAAUCCAAAGUAUCAUCUCUCAUCAGUUUCAUUGAAUGAUCUGCUUUCUGAAGAUAUGCAUGAACCUAUAAAGCCAGUUAUUGUAGAAUCUGACUUUGUGAAGUAUGAAGGCAAGUUUGAAAACUGCAUUAGAGGAAGCAUUGAUACUUCAUUAGGAAGAAUUAAUUUAGGAACUGGAGGAAGUGAUGUUGUGGAAAGUCUGUCCUCUUUUGGAAAUCUUAAAAAGCAAGAAGUUGACUUGCACAAGCUUAUGAAAGAUUUGAAGGGAAGGUCAAUAAAUGUACGGACUUCAUUGUUGGAACAAAUGCUUGAAAGAAAGAAUGAUGUUCUUUGUAUCCUUAUAGAAAAAAUAUUGACAACUCAGAAAUGUUUAAUAUCUGAACAUAUUCAAAAAGAGGAAAAACUUGCUGGAAUGGUGGGAAUAAGUACAAAAAUUAUAAAGGUAUCAGUGAAUGAAAAUGGGAAUAUGAUCAAGAACUCUAAUGUGGUAUUGGAGAUUCCUGCUCCAACCGCAAUUGCUUAUGGUGUAAUAGAAUUGUAUAUAAAAUGUGACGGUCAAUUUGAAUUGUGCCUCCUUCAUGACCAACAAGGUGGUUUUGAAAGGGGAGCUAUAGAAGGGCCAUCUUACCAUUCUUCAGCCUUCAAAGAUGCUUGCUGCCCUCAUCUUUUUGAUGUUGUGGAUAAUGAGAAACUUUCUGGACCUGAAAGCCCUAUUCCAAGUGAGGCUUCUCUUAACAUUCUAAGCAAAGAUGUCCUCCAAUUAAAGACCCAGUUCCAACCUUUUAUGAAUUUAUCAGAAGAAAAGCAGAGAACAUUAUACCAAAUGGUCUGUGACCUUUUGCUUCAUGAAGAAACAGUGAUGCAACUAGAAAAUGUGCUGGACAGUAUAUGUUCUGUGGGGAGUCCAGGUAACAUAGCAAUGGAGGAAUUAAAAUCCCCAGAGAAACCAUGUUUAGAAGAAUUUCUACAGCUUGUGGGAAUACAUUUACAGAGCAAACAACAGAUUCACAAUAAGGAGCUUUUCCUAGCAGCUCAUCUCUUCCUCAGUGCUCUGGCAGAACUGUCAAGUUAUUCCCUAUGGUUGCUGCUAGCCUGCUGUGACCUCCAGCUUGUUCCUACCCUUUGUUUCUUGCCUAAUAUGACUUCAGAAGAUGGUACAGUGACACUUGCAGAUCCCGUAUUGGCUCCACUUGCUGACCCAGGAAGGUUUCGGAUAGCACAGAGGCUAUUCGCUUUAUCAAAUAUUAACCUUGAAAUGACGGAAUCUUCCAUCAAAGCUGCAACCAUGAAAAAAUCCAGUUUUUCCCCAAUCGUUCUAUAUAUAGCACUGAAUGGCCUACAUGCAUUAGGCUCUGAAAAAGAUAAGAACUGAUGAAGCUGUUUGAAUAGUUUAAUACUACAACUGUCUGUUUAAUGCCUCUUAGUGAUGAACCUGCUAGUUUUGUGUCCAUGCAAUUGGAAUAUCUGCUGAUGGGCUAUGUUAUUGGAGCAAGGCGAAUGCUGAAAUUAAUUAUAAUGAAUGAAAAGACGCAAAGAUAAAAAAGCUACGCAGACAUACUUAGUGAGAUGUUUGAUACUCCUGUAUUAUUUUAAAGUUUAGAAAGAUUACAUAUCCUCACUUUUCAGCCAUUUAGUCAGCAACCAUUCAAAGUUGCAAUAGUGCAGACGAAAGUAAUUUUAUGGCUCAUUUACCACCAUUCACAACCUUCACAGCAUCCGUCAGCCAUAUGAAUGCCAUUAUAGUCAGUAUGUACUGCCUUGGGCCAGACCUGUGAUUUUUUUUCCUUCUUUCACAUCCCCCUUACCCCUUGUAGAGUAGAGAGAUUGGAGUGAGAGAGAUUUCAACAAAGUAAGCAGUUCGCUAUUUUACAUAUGAUCACACUGGCAGCAGGGAAGGAGAGAUUGCCUGCAUAAAUUGCUUGCUUUUUAUUCUUCUCCCCACCCCCACCUGAGUGGAGGGUUUGGAGAGAAACGGAUUUCAAGAGAAUGGCUCCAGUCCUAGAUUGUGAGACACAGUUGCAUUGCUUUUGAUGCAUACAAGAUAGCAAGGACCAUUUAGCAAUGGCUUCAUUUAGAACUGACUUGCCAGUGAAGAAUUCUUUGUGCUAGUUAUUGUGCUUCAAUACUAAUCUUAUUUUCCUUAUAAACUGGAAGAGCAGCCCCUAACCUUUUGGGCACCAGGGACUUGAUGGAGGAGAGUGUUUCUACGAACUAGAGGGAGGGAGGUAGUUCUGCAUGCUGCCUGUAUCCCACAGCCUGGUGCUGGUCUAUGGACCAGGGGCUGUGGACCCCUGAAUUAGAGUAUAUUCUAAUUGAAUAUUAUGUGGCAACAGAGAGUAUUCAAAACUGAGCAAAGACCAGUGGUGGGAUUCAGCCAGUUCAGGCCAAUUUGGAUGAACCGCUUGUUAAAAUUCUGUGCCACCCUGCCUGCCCUGCCCUGCCCAGUCACUCAUCUUGUCCACUCACUCACCCGGCAUAGCUGCUGCUGCUUUCCAUCUGGCUCCAUCACUUGCCUUGACCACACGGCUCCGAGGGCCAGCCAGCUUGCCUGCCUUCAGCUGCAUGUCACAUGGUGCUCUCUGAUACACAAUGGUGAGAAGCGCGAUGGAAAAACAUGAUAGAGGGGAAAUCAGGUAGGCAAAGAAAUGCUUCGUGGAAGCUGGGGCCUAGGCAGUGGUUGGUGGCGCAAGCUACGCAGUUCUGCAAUGGCGAAACCAGCAACAACCGGAGCGGCCUUCUCCAUGCUCCUCGUCCUGUUUGGGGAAAGUGAGGCCAUAUGGGCAGCUGGGGCAAGCUCUGUGGCAUUGCAAUGGUGAAAAGGACAACAGAGCAGCCUUCUCCUUGCUCAACCUCCUGCUUGGGGGAAGGAAAAGUCUGGGUGGUGGUGGGUGGGGGAACCUCCAUGUCGAGGCGCUGAAAUAGAGAAAAUGGCAACAGGGCAGCCAGUAUGAGGGAAGGAAGAUACUUUUUCUCUUUGCCUGCCCGUUUGCCUUUCCCUCCUGCUGGCAGCUCCCUUUUUCAUUUCCCUAUUGAGCACAGUGCCCAGGAUCCUCUUUAAUGGGGAGGGGAAACAGAGCAGUCAGCGUGAAGGGCCGGAUAGCUCAGGCUGGUAAUAGCCUGUUAUUAAGAACACAGAAGCCUGCAAUUAUUGCAGGUUCAAGCCCGGCCCAAGGUUGACUCAGCCUUCCAUCCUUUAUAAGGUAGGUAAAAUGAGGACCCAGAUUGUUGGGGGGGCAAUAAGUUGACUUUGUAAAAAAUAUACAAAUAGAAUGAGACUAUUGCCUUAUACACUGUAAGCCGCCCUGAGUCUUCGGAGAAGGGCGGGGUAUAAAUGUAAACAAAAAAAAAAAAAAAAAAAGGAAGGAAACCGUUUUCUUUGCCUGCCCUUCCUCUUCCCUCCUGCCAGCAGCUCCCUUUCUCAUUUCCCUAAUUGAGCGCAGUGCCUAGGAUCCUCUUUCAUUGUGCGCGUGCCUAAGGUUUCCCCCCUUGCAGCCCAGUGCUGUGAUGGAGAGGAAAACAUCGGGAGAGGCUUGGGACUGAGAAAAACAAGCAUUGCAAAAAAAAAGUUUUCAUUAGUUUGCACUUUGCAGCUUACCAUCACUGAAGUUUGUUUGUGUGUGUGUGUGUGUCUUGGAUUGAAUAAGCCGGAUGGCAAUGGCCAGUUUCAUCCAAAGUUUUUGUUUCGGGUGGGUUUCCUACAGGGGUGAAAUCUAAAUUUUCCCUACCAGUUCUGUGGGCGUGGCUUAAUUGGUGGGCAUGGCUUGUGGUCAGAUGGCUAAGUGGGUGUGGCCAAUAACAAUAAAUAAUAAAAAUAAUAAACAAGUUUAAAAAAACAAUAAGACGUAUCAAAAACCAACUUUCACACUUUACACACACACAACACAACACAACUGACUCAACGUAAAAGCAGCUGCACUUCACACAGCCACAAAAAGCUCAAAAACCAACUUUCACACUUUACACACACACAACACAACUGACACACACACACACACGAUACCACAUACAGCUUUCUGAGAUUUUGUGUGUUUGUGUAGUUAGAGUGAAACACUACAGAAACACACCAAAUCUCAGAAAGCUGCACAAAUAUUUUAUUACUAAGGUUUGUGGACUUCAAUUCCCAGAGUUCCUCAGCCAGCAAAGCCAACCAGCAUUAAUCACUCAGUGAUGAAAUAGAUUAGCUAAGUUAGAUUAGUUCUGUCUGGUGCUGAAAAUGAAACUGGGGCUUUCCAGCUGGGAAAAAAGCCAUGAGGUCGAUCAGUAAUCAGGUAUGGUGUCUUAGAUUCUUAAAAGGAGGUUUUCUACAUGUUUUCUACAGAAAACAUGUUUUUUAAGGUUCUGCUGAUGAGGAACUCAGGUGAGAUCCCCAGAGUAGCCUUUACAUUUUUUUUUUAAGUUUAAAGGCUCUGCCAAUCUCAACUGAGGGGCGGGAUCCUCAAAGGCUUUUUUUUACUUUUAAAGGCAUGUUUCAGCUGAAGCAAAACCUUUUAAAAGUAAAAAAAACAACCCUCUGCUGAUGGUGGGGCUCAGCAGAGGCAAGGUGGCGGGGCCAGGGAUUUUUGCUACUGGUCCUCCGAACCAGCAGCUGCCAUCACUACUGGAUCGUGCAAGCCGGUCUGAUCCGGGAGCAUUUCACUUCUGGUCUCCUAGCCUUAGAAGGAAAGACAGGAGGAGGAAGGGAAGGGAGAGAAAGAAAGGAAAGAGAGAAAAA